CUUACUGGCUGGUGAACGCGUCAGUUGCGUUCGAGCUUUAUAAAUUCCGUUCACGACUACGAUCUGAAAGCUAACUGACUGAGCCGUUUAUGGAGAUUCCCUCCGCGGUAGGACAAAAAAAAACUAGUGGUGGCUGGCUAAGUAGAAAACAGACAACGCUAAGCUAACGCUAGGUAGCUAACGCUAACAUCGGCAUAGUCUGGGAUAUAUCGUUUAAAUCCCUCUCGGGGGGGAAUACCUUCCGACUAACAGUUAACGGUUCGGUUGUCUUACCAACCGUUUUCCAGCCACUUGAAAACCCCGACGCGUCUGCAUACAAGGAUAACUUGAUGGGACUCGACGUUCAUGAAGCCGAAACACCUGCCAUUUCCCCCGUGUCAUUGAACAAUCAAAGUAGCAGCCAAGAAAGGUCAAGACAAUCAGAGGCAAAACACAAGUGCCUCCACCAUAAGGUUUCCUUUCCCAGAGUGUGACACGUCUGCACGACGUCACCAAUGCGACCAUGGGAAAUAGCAGUAAAUAGGCGGCCACCAACUGCCCCCUUAAACCAGAGGAGGUUCUUUGGAGAGCCCUGCAACACCCCAGUACUUCUCAGGAGAAGCCCUCCAGUGAGACGUCAGUGGGGGAGACGAGACAGGCCUGUACUGCACAAUUCCCUAGUCCAGGAUGAGAACUUCCAUCAUCCGCUUUUCUCCCAACACCAACAACAGGUUCCUUUAGAUGAGUCCAGACAAUAUAGCCACACCAGCGCACCGCCACGCAUGCUUCACCCUGCUGCUCACCUGCCUCAGCAGAGCCCCAUUAUGGUGGAUCUACAUGACCAGAUGCACCAAGGAUCAGUUCCAAUAUCAUACACGGUUACCACGGUGACGACCCACGGAUUUCCAAUCCACACCGGGCAGCCCCUUCCAGGGUGCAACACUCAGCAGCUCCCAGCAUGCUCGCUCAUCCAAGCAUGUACCAUGCAGCAUAUGCCAGUGUCUUACCAAGCCUUUCCGCCCCUGAUCUCCAGCGAGCAUUUUAUAUUGCACCCAACCCCCUCGGUGCCCCCCCACCAGCCACCGCACCUUACUCAUCUGAGCCAGUUUGUCCCUUUACAGCCUCAGCACACACGCAUGCCUCUGCAGAGGGUAGAGAAUGAUGUGGACCUUAGAGGGGAUCAGCACCCAUUAGGGACAUUCUCAUACCCUCCCUCUCAUCACCCACCAGCGAUGCCUCCCUCUCUCCCCUUGCAGUAUCUUCCUCAAGAGCCUCUGCAUCAGGAGUUGCCCUUUGGAGUGCCAUAUCCCCACAUGCUACCCCGGCGAGUGAGUGGACAGAGAUACCGGUUACAGCAACCUCUACCCCCUCCCCCACCACCUCCAUCCUACUACCCAGGCUUCCUUCCUUAUUUCCUGUCGAUGCUUCCUGUGCCUCCAACAGCAGUGGGCCCAGCCAUCAGCUUGGACCUGGAUGUGGAUGAUGUGGAGAUGGAGAACUACGAGGCAUUACUAAAUCUGGCAGAGAGGCUGGGUGAAGCAAAACCACGUGGACUCACCAAGGCAGAUAUAGAGCAGCUUCCGUCCUACAGGUUCAACUCAGAGAAUCAUCUAUCCGAACAAACGCUGUGUGUUGUGUGCUUUAGCGACUUUGAGUGUAGGCAGCUACUUCGGGUUUUACCUUGUAACCAUGAAUUCCAUGCCAAGUGCGUAGACAAGUGGUUAAAGACCAAUCGCACUUGUCCCAUCUGCCGAGCCGAUGCAUCCGAUGUACACCGUGAGGUGGAGUGAGAAUUGGCUCUGAGUGCCUGACUGGAAAGCUGCGCACGCCAGAGUCUGUCCCGAAGCCGGGGACACCUGCCACCAAACUUACGUCCUCCAGUAAAUAUAGCUUACUGACCCACCACUCCUGCCCCACCUCAAUAAUAAGCAGUCCAGGAAUGUUUCUGGAGCCUGUCGUACCUCUGCUGUGCUUCAUUGUCUGAGUCUCUUGA
Molecule: messenger RNA, 1972 nt
Organism: Lampris incognitus (smalleye Pacific opah)
Lineage: Eukaryota; Metazoa; Chordata; Actinopteri; Lampriformes; Lampridae
Gene: rnf44
Product: ring finger protein 44
Exons: 11
Coding region: 495-1769 (424 amino acids)
Source: RefSeq, a predicted model, not a curated record